Miscanthus lutarioriparius is the source of this 612-nucleotide messenger RNA. NCBI's taxonomy places the organism in Eukaryota, Viridiplantae, Streptophyta, Magnoliopsida, Poales, Poaceae. The record is from the annotation of a GenBank genome assembly.
AUGACAGAAAGUGGAAGGAUUGAGCAGAUGUUUGAGAAGUUGGAUGAAAUCCUCACCGCUAAGGAACUUGUAAAGCUGGCUCCAUUAUUUUUGGCGAGGACUUCUGAACUAAUGUCAGCUACAGAAGAGUCAAAUGGGAAGGAGAAGAUGGAACAAUUGCAAGGAAGCUCAAGGGGGAGCGAGUUUCCAAAGGAAAAUAGAAAGGCGACUAUGCUCGGCAAUCUCAUCAAUCUCGCUCGUCCUGACAAAGGUGCAUCUAGGCAUGCCACGGGUGCAUCUAGUGAGUUUGAAUCAUACAGUGCAUAUCCAUCCACACAUAGUGAGACUAUUCAAACAGCUGAUGCAUCAUGCCAACCUAUUAAAGGUGUUGGUUCAGUAAAAUGCUCUCCAUCAAUUACACUGUCAUCGGUUUUGCAUGUCCCCUCCUUUCCAGUUAACCUACUAUCAUUAAGUGCUUUAGUUGAUCAAAUGGACUGUCGGGUUUCUUUUGAUAGGGAAAAUUGCAUCAUUGAGGACAAGAAGACAGGAAAAGAACUUGGAAUUGGCAUGAGGUAUGGUGGGCUAUGGUUCCUAGACCAAAAGAAAGAUGACAGGUCUUGGGCGCUGCACUAA